GUUGCCAGGGACGCCGCGGCCUCUGAGGCUGCGCAGCGUCGGCGAUGGCGGGCAUCGAGGGCGAAGAUGCUAGCGCCACCUUGGACCACAUCCUCACCCAGUUCAACACCUACGAGGAUUACCUGGAUUCGCAGAUCACUACUCAGGACCUGUAUUACUUGGAGAACGAAGAAAUGGCUCGCCAGCUGGUGGAGCUGGGCUUCCGAGGAAGCGGAGAAGUGCUGAAGAGGGAAGAUUUCAUAGCUAGGAAAUUGGCCGCCGAGGCUUCGAGGCUCUCUGAAAGGCAGCAGCAAAAAGCUCUGGCAUGUGCAGGAAAAGAGCUGAAAGACGACUUUCUGAAGGCAUUGGCGGAGAGGGAGGAAGCCAACCGCAACGGGAAAAUGUCUUCCAUAAUCUUCAUUCGGGAUCAAAAUUUCCGUGGCCAGGAAGUAUCUGCAUAUAUCGAUUAUGCACACCGGUUAAAGGUGGACGAGUUUGAAGUCUAUUUCAGUGGCAAGAAGAAGCUUUUCCCCAGGCGCUCUGAUCUGAGUUUCUACAACUGGGACAGGAAUAUCUGCUGCUUGAAUUCAAGUCCAAAUUACCAAGUGAUUGCAGAAAAUGUGUGUGGCGUCCUCUUCAAGAACAAGUCUGACAGGAAGGUCAUUAAUGUUGACCCCAAGGCUUAUCCAGGGGACAACACAACACGGACUCCAAUCGAAACGGACCUCUACCUGCAGGUGGUCAUUUAUGAUCAUGUCCUCAGAAGAAAGCUCUAAACAUCAUUUCUGAAGAGGAAUAAAAAUGCUGGAAGAAGUAUUUAAUAUGUAUACCAGAGGUAGGGGGGGUAGUUUAUUCCAAGGACUAAAUAGUCAAGGAUGCCUUAGGCUGUUAAGGAACAGUUACCAAAUAGCACUUUUCCUGAGGUUGCUUAUUAAAGAGAUUUUGCCUUUGUUUUCCUA
Messenger RNA from Lacerta agilis (Sand lizard), 938 nucleotides. It is a transcript of the gene CFAP299, whose product is annotated as cilia and flagella associated protein 299. Lineage: Eukaryota; Metazoa; Chordata; Lepidosauria; Squamata; Lacertidae. The record is from RefSeq and is a predicted model, not a curated record. The transcript is spliced from 6 exons. Bases 45 to 755 code for a protein of 236 amino acids.